Messenger RNA from Nycticebus coucang (slow loris), 1699 nucleotides. RefSeq names its product small integral membrane protein 15. The record is from RefSeq and is a predicted model, not a curated record. NCBI's taxonomy places the organism in Eukaryota, Metazoa, Chordata, Mammalia, Primates, Lorisidae. The transcript is spliced from 2 exons. The coding region runs from base 369 to 599 and encodes 76 amino acids.
CCGCUACAUAGGGGCGGCUGUUGCUUAGUUUUUGUCCCAGUUCCCAGCGCAGGCGGUAGCGGCGCUAGGUGUGGUGGCGCCGACGCCGGUUCCCCGGGACUUUUGGUUUUGCGGAGCGGCCCGCGCUUGCCAAGGCCGGGGGGCACGAGUGAACAUGCUUCCCGAGGGCCAGCGGCCGCGUUAGAUCACCCACAGUAUAGAAUUUAAACCUUCUCUCUGAAGUGUGUGGUAAAACUAAAGACGACGAUGAACAACUAAAGGUAGUCUAGAAUUGUGCUCACUAAUAGUAACAGGACAAAGUUGAGAGAUCUGCUCACUAAUAAUACCAGGACAAAGUUAAGAGAUCGCAACUCAAGCAUACGACUGCUAUGAAGAUGUUUGAUAUUAAGGCUUGGGCUGAGUAUGUUGUGGAAUGGGCUGCAAAGGACCCAUAUGGCUUCCUUACAACAGUUAUUUUGGCCCUUACUCCACUGUUCCUAGCAAGUGCUGUACUGUCUUGGAAGUUGGCCAAGAUGAUUGAGGCCAGGGAGAAGGAGCAAAAGAAGAAACAAAAACGUCAAGAAAAUAUUGCAAAAGCUAAACGACUAAAGAAGGAUUGAAGGAAUGAACAGGCUCCAUGACCAGAGGGAAAAUCAUUUGGAAAAUUACGCAGCUUUGGAAGGACCCACUAAGGUUUCUUUUUUGGAUUUCUCAACAGUAUUACUUAGCAAAGGAAAUUCGACCAAAUGGAAGAAUCAUGCUAAUUCUAACCUCAAUACUGUAGUAACUUUUAGGUUUGGGUAUAUAAGUAUGUUGGUAUCUAUUGACAGUUACUGUAAAUUAGCUUUUACUAUGGUAUAAAUUCUUUAUAACUGACUUAAUCAUUUGCCAUUUUAAUAGUUUACAUACUGAAAAAAAAAUCCUGUGGAGAAAAUGAUUUUAGAUUAUGAACUCUCAAAUUAGCUAUUUAAAAUGGGGCCCUUUUCUAGACAGAGGAAGUCAAGAAUGAACUUGAUUCAAAGGAAGUCAAAAUUGAACUUUAUGAGGUGAAAGGUGUGCAUUGUCUAAAGAGAGAGAUACAGUAUUUUAAUCACAUCUUUUCUCAUUAUUGCUUAUUUCUUAGAAUAAUUCCUGGCUUAAAGCAAAAUAAUAAUUACUUUCUAUUUUCUGCAUUUUUCUGAUAUUUUUUGAGAAAACUGGUACUUAGCAAGACAUUCUGCAUUUUUUAAACCUUUUUUUGUCAAGAAUUGUCUUAACUAUGUAGAAUACCACCUACUGGAUAUAACAAUUUUUGUACUUAGUGAAUGCUGCCAUUUUUUUAUGGACAACUUAAGAAGAGUAAUACUAUGAUUUAUAGCUUUCAAUAAAAAUGCCAAACACUGUAGUACCUUGGAACCAGUACCUUGAAAGUAGAUCUGUAUAAUUAUGUCUUAACAUAUAAUUUUCUGAGUGUACAGACACCAUUUUUGUUUUUUAUUCCACUCUUUAUUUUGAUUUAUAUGGUAGUGUUGUCCAGUACUUUUUGGUCAAACAGGUUCAAAGCAAAAACUAAAAUUUCACAUUAAAAAAAACAAAAAACUGUUAACAGUUAAGUUAUACUUUAUAACUAUUAAAGGCUUAAAAUUUGGAAAACAUUUUGUUGGCAUUGUAAUCUGGUGAAAAGGAUAAAUUAUGUCAAAGUGAGAAUGUUCUAUAAUUAGAAAUAAAAAGCUAAAGUAUG